Macrosiphum euphorbiae (potato aphid) is the source of this 1047-nucleotide messenger RNA. The record is from the annotation of a GenBank genome assembly. Lineage: Eukaryota; Metazoa; Arthropoda; Insecta; Hemiptera; Aphididae.
AUGUCCGUCUUCUUGGUGAAUCCGUCCACAGAAGAAGAAGAGGAAGACAAUCCGACCGAAGAUGAUCCCAACGCCAUUACAAUAUCCGUAGACGACAACAAUCAAACAUGCAAUGUGGCUGCCCUAAACCAAUUUUGGCCCAAAGCAAUCGAGGAAAUCAGAAAGAUUGGAACAUUAGACUUAAAAACACAAGCGUUACCACUAGCUAGAAUAAAAAAAGUGAUGAAAUUAGAUGACAAUGUAAAAAUGAUCAGUGCAGAGGCUCCGAUGUUGUUCUCGAAAGCUGCGGAAAUAUUUAUCAAUGAAUUGACUCUUCGCGCUUGGAUUCAUACCGAAGACAACCGUCGACGAACGUUACAAAGAAAUGAUAUUGCUAUGGCGAUCACCAAAUAUGACCAAUUUGAUUUUCUUAUUGACAUAGUGCCUAGAGAAGAAGCAAAAAUUGUUACAAAAGAAGUUAAGACAUCACUGAAUCCCGAACAAGUUCAGUAUUAUUUUCAACUUGCUCAACAACAACAACAACAACAGCAGCAGCAGCAACAACAACAGCAGCAACAACAGCAGCAACAACAACAACAAACAAAUAAUGCAUCAGGGUCAAGUGCUGGACAGACAAUACAAAUCUUACAGCCAGUGAACAAUCAAGUAGUAUCUUUAGGGAAUGGUACUCAAGAUCAAGUAAAUUUAGAAAAUAUUCCAAAUAAUACAUCAAAUAUUACAAGUACUUCAACCACUGUAACAGGAAGUCAGCCACAAGUUAUCCAGUUACAAGGCAAUACUCAGGGAUUAAAUACAAACUCAAAUGGCGUACUUCAAUUAGUACAACAGGUUAUUACUCCAACCGGAGAAAUACAACAUAUACCUAUACAAAUUAACGCCCAUCAACUGCAAAUGCUUCGUAUGCAAAUUCAAAAUUCUCCUCAAUCUCAACAAGUUCAAGUGGUUCAGUCUCAACCUCAAAUCAUACAAGUGGCCUCACAAGCCAAUGGACCUACGCCAGUAUACAUAUCUCAACCAACUAUUAAUCCAUCGUCAAGUCCAGAAUAA